AUGACCCUUUGGUCGAUUGAAGGAAAGAACAUUGUUGGACUUGGUGAUAUCAUCUUGGGUGCAAUGAAGGGGACUAGAAGGAUGAGGACAGCUGAUAUCUCAUGUCCUAUCUGCAAGAAGCAGUACGAAUCUCAUGAGGCUAUUGUGGAUCAUCUAAACAGUGCAGAUUCGUGUUAUAUGGCUGCAUCUGAAAUGCUCCCUGCACCAAAAGGAUUGAAACGAGCACCAGAAAGUAAUGUGAAAGGAAAAUACCACCCUACCUCUGGCUACCACUACAUACUUCCUGAGCACCCACCUCCCCAUAAUAUCUUCCAAGAAAUGCAGGAACAUGAUCUUCAGCCUCAACAAACAGUCAAUCCGUGGUACCCUUUUGAUGGCCCAGGUGAAUGGUUGCUUGGCAGGUUCCUGGUUGAAAACCUUUCGCAGACUCAGAUUGAUCAAUUUCUCAAGCUAGAAUGGCGGCCAUCAUUCAAAUCCAAGGAUGAGUUGUUCUUUUUUUUGGAAUCACUUCCUGGGCAUGGACCAAAAUGGCAGUGUACAGAAUUUCAAAUCAAGGGCUACGAGUCCAUACAACCAAUCUACCUUAUCUGGAGGGAUGCUUUGGAGGUCAUGAAACAACUUUUUGCGAAUCCCAUCUACACAAAUCAUAUGUGCUAUGACCCCCAUAUCGUCCACAAUGGGACAGAGAGAGAGAUAGGAGAAUUCUGGACUACAUGUGGACUCAAAAUGCAUCCCUUAUUCCUCACCAUCGGAAAUAUUCAAUUGGAUGUUCAGAUGAAGGCCACAUCACAUGCCUGGCGCUGUGUGGCAUUCAUGCCAACACCGACCUUCCUGGUGAACUUGGAUUACCAAACACUCCUUCAAUCACAUUUGUGGCACAGAUGCAUGGACUUCAUUAUGUCGAAUCUUAAGGUGGCAGUGCGUGUUGGGGAAUUUAUGGCCGAUCCCUCGGCUCACUGGCAUCACUGCUUCACUCCCCUCAUUAGCCAUAUCGCUGAUCUCCCUGAGCAACUCAUGAUAGCAUGCUUCAACAAAGAAGUGAAGAAGCUGCACUUGAGUGGCAUACACCUCCCAUUCUGGAGGAAUUGGAGGUCUGCAAACCCAGCAAAAUUCCUCACCCCAGAAAUUCUUCACACCCUCCUUAAAUUCUUCUUCGACCAUGUCUUGAAGAGCCAGCAUAAGCACAUUGGGGUAUGCCACUUUGGAUCAGGUGUCUCUCAUGUGAAACAGAUGACAGGAAGAGAACAUCAGGAUAUCCAGCGCACAAUAGUCCCUACAAUGUGGGGAGCUGCCCCUCCCGAUUUCAUCUAUCUUGCCCAGAAUCUUGUUCACACACCCACCAGCAUUCGCAACAUGACCUAUGCACUAAACGAGUUUCAUCGUUAUAAGCAUGCCAUCAUUACAGCAGAGGCAUGGCAAGGAAAAGGCAGGGUCAAGGACGAUUUUUUUAUUCCCAAACUUGAACUUAUGCAAAGCUUCACCCGUAUCAUCCAGCAUGUCAGUUCACUUAUGCAAUACUCAGCUGAUAAGACGAGUUGCCAGAAGGAUUUUGUCAAACAGAUCGCACAAAUCCUCAAUUGGGAAGAGGCUAUAUGCCUUUUCAAACUUUACACACUCUUAUCGUCAUCAUCUACCAUGGCCUCGCGCCAAUCAGGCAAUCCUCUCAUCAAUGCAAUCAUUACAGAAGAUGACGAAGUCGCUGCUACAGACACCGACCCAGCCUUAUUGUGGAUAUCCUGUAUUAACCCAGAAGCUCAGAAAUGUCUGCACAGCCCAUGGCCAGUGCACAAUCACUUUCUGAAAGGGAUCAUGUCCAACAAUGUGAGGGUUGCCUUCAACAUUACUCUCAAUCCCAGUCGCAAACGCCUGGCUGCAUCUGAUCUCCAAUCAAUGUAUCACAUUCCUGACUUUUUACCAGUCUUUUACAACUUCAUCGCUAUGAGAGGUCAUGCAGAUCUCAACACUCAGCUCAAUCAACUGUUGUUCAAUGUCUGGUACAAAUUCCGCAUUCAACUUCACUCCACUUUCAAUGAACACAGUAUCAUGCCCAGUCAAGUCAUGCAGGCUGACCCUCCAUCUGAAGCAUUUCCUUCUGGCCACUGUGAUGCCAUGCUUGUUGGCCAGAGUGAUGGAAGCACACUGUAUUCUACUGCAAGUCCCUUUGUAGCUCAAGUGCGUGCUGUAUUCUAA
Molecule: messenger RNA, 2190 nt
Organism: Suillus subaureus
Lineage: Eukaryota; Fungi; Basidiomycota; Agaricomycetes; Boletales; Suillaceae
Exons: 9
Coding region: 1-2190 (729 amino acids)
Source: RefSeq, a predicted model, not a curated record